This is a messenger RNA of Chrysoperla carnea, 2037 nucleotides long. Its product is annotated as transketolase. Lineage: Eukaryota; Metazoa; Arthropoda; Insecta; Neuroptera; Chrysopidae. Gene Ontology annotation, molecular function: thiamine pyrophosphate binding; transketolase activity. The record is from RefSeq and is a predicted model, not a curated record. The coding region runs from base 99 to 1991 and encodes 630 amino acids. The transcript is spliced from 3 exons.
GUUUAAACAUUUUGUGUUCACGCUUGUAUGUUCGACCGCGUGUUAUAACUAGUUACCAUAAAAUUUUACCAAGUCAUUAUAGUUACAGGAAAAGAAUUAUGGCAAAUUAUCAUAAACCCGAAUCCAAAACCAUUCAAGAGUUAAAGGAUAUUGCCAACAAAUUACGGAUUGAUUCAAUAAAUGCUACACAAGCCUCAAAAUCGGGACAUCCAACAUCAUGUGCCUCAAUUGCCGAAUUAAUGUCCGUACUAUUCUUUCAUACCAUGAGAUACAAAAUUUCAGCACCACGUGAUGCAUCCAGCGACCGUUUCAUUCUAUCCAAAGGUCAUGCUGCACCAAUUUUAUACGCUGCCUGGGCCGAAGCAGGGUUAUUCCCAACCAGCGAACUAUUAAACCUACGUAAAAUCGACUCAGAUUUAGAAGGACAUCCUACACCUCGUUUAAAUUUCAUCGAUGUUGGUACUGGUUCCUUGGGUCAAGGACUUGCCGUCGCUUGCGGUAUGGCAUACGUCGGUAAAUACUACGACAAAGCUAACUACCGUGUCUACUGUAUUGUUGGAGACGGUGAAGCUGCGGAAGGUUCAAUUUGGGAAUCAUUACACUUCGCAAGCCAUUAUAAUUUGGAUAACUUAGUCGUAUGUUUUGAUGUUAACCGUUUGGGUCAAUCUGAACCCACAUCCUUACAACAUAAAAUGGAUGUUUACCGCAAACGUUUAGAAUCAUUUGGAUUUAACGCCCUAGUUGUCGAUGGUCACGACGUUGAAGAUCUCUGCAAAGCAUUCCAUAACGCUUCCACAACCAAAGAUAAACCUACAGCAGUUAUUGCCAAAACAUACAAAGGUAAAAACUUCCCAAAUAUUGAGGAUUUGGAAAAUUGGCAUGGUAAGCCACUUGGUGCUGAAGCCGACCGUGUCAUACAACACUUAACUGGCCUAAUUAAGAACAAGGGACCUUUACAAAUUCAUCCACAAAAACCAAUCAACGAUGAUGCUCCACCGGUCGAUAUUUCCAACAUUACAUUGUCAUCCCCACCAAAUUACAAAGCUGGUGAACAAGUAGCAACUCGUUUAGCUUAUGGUACAGCUAUCCAAAAGCUUGCUGAAAAUAACGCUCGAGUGAUUGCUCUCGAUGGUGACACCAAGAACUCAACCUACUCCGAAAAAAUCAAGAAAGUUGAUCCAGCACGAUACAUUGAAUGUUUCAUCGCCGAACAAAAUUUGGUUGGAGUUGCAAUUGGAGCAGCUUGUCGUGAUCGUACAGUUGCAUUUGUAUCAACUUUCGCAACAUUCUUUACAAGAGCCUUCGAUCAGAUUCGUAUGGGUGCUAUUUCACAAACCAAUGUUAACUUUGUUGGAUCUCAUUGUGGUGUGAGCAUUGGAGAAGAUGGUCCAAGUCAAAUGGGCUUGGAAGAUAUUGCCAUGUUCCGUACAAUUCCAGGAAGUACUGUCUUCUAUCCAAGUGAUGCUGUGAGCACAGAACGUGCCGUCGAAUUGGCUGCAAAUACCAAAGGAGUUUGUUUCAUUCGUACAUCAAGACCCAACACACUUAAUGUGUAUCCAAACAAUGAGAAAUUCGAAAUUGGUAAAGCAAAAAUUAUAAAACAAUCUGCCAAAGAUCAAGUACUUAUUAUUGGAGCUGGUAUCACUUUACAUGAAGGUUUGAGUGCAGCUGCUACACUUGCCAAAGCUGGUAUUAACGCUCGUGUUAUGGACCCCUUCACAAUUAAACCAUUAGAUGUUAAUGCUGUCAUCCAAAAUGCCAAAGCUUGUGGAGGUCGUGUUAUCACUGUUGAAGAUCAUUACGAACAAGGUGGUCUUGGUGAAGCUGUGCUAUCAGCCUUAGCAUUGGAACCAUCCGUUUUCCUUGUGAAGAAAUUGGCUGUGCCAACAAUACCCCGGUCUGGUCCACCAACAGUACUCCUCGACAUGUUUGGAAUUUCCGCUAAACAUAUUGUAAACGCAGCUAACGAAUUGUUUAAAAUUAAGGCUUAAAAAAAAAAAAUCAAUAUUUCAGAGCAUUCCAAAACAAAAAUGCACA